Molecule: messenger RNA, 3552 nt
Organism: Xyrichtys novacula (pearly razorfish)
Lineage: Eukaryota; Metazoa; Chordata; Actinopteri; Labriformes; Labridae
Source: the annotation of a GenBank genome assembly
AUGUUUCCUGUACUAAAGAACAUAACUGUCUGCGACACCUUGAGCGUCGAGAAUAUCUCAGAAUUGGAUUCAGGGGUGUACAUCUGUGAGCUGGAAAUAGGACAAGAAGGGUUUCGAGGAAAUGGUACAGAGGUCAUGGUGACAAAAAGAGAAAACACAUAUGACAACAAAACUGACAACUCAGCUGAGGGUAGGUGAUUAGUGUAGGAGAUUUGCAAAACAAACUUGAAAGAGGCUAAGCAACUAUACCUAUAUGUAUGAGUAAAAACAGUUCAUAAAGUUUCAGCCUCAGACACGCCUCCUGAUCAUUAAAUUGAAUUCCAUUGCCAGUCCCACUUCCCUUGACUCAACACACAAAGUGUAUGUCUGUUUGUGUCUCAUUGUUGAUGUGUCUUCAGGCAUAUUUGUCGUGACCCAGAGUCCUGAUGUCUCCAUCGUGGAAGGUGAGACAAUGAACAUCACCUGCUGCUGGAAAGGGGAGAUUGACAGAGCCAAAGUUCACUGGGUGAACAAUACAACAAGAGCAAUGGGGCAUUUAAUCUUUCGAUCUCACAUUUUUGAAAAACAUCUGCCAAAGAUGACAUCUGCUUGCUUGACAUGGACCUCCCCAAACACCAGCAAAGCUGAUUCAGGGAGAUACAUCUGCAGGGUGGAAGUAGAGCUACCAGCACUCACUGUGGCUGAAGGAUAUGGUACUGUGGUCACAGUGAUGACCAACGAAAACAGUGAAAACAUCGUUGACAACCCUACAACUGAAUGCACAGAUCUCACCGAAGCAGAUGCAGGGAACACAUCUGUCCAAUAUGACCCCAUGGAUAAAGGUAGGAUAUCAGUCACCAGUGAUAUUACACACACACACACACACACACACACACACACACACACACACACACACACACACACACACACACACACACUAAUUUUGAAGUUGUAACCAUUUUAAACUCUUUAUAUAUACAGGGAUUCCGCCUUUUUUCGCCUGGAGUCCUGAUGAAAAUACACUGAAAGACGACGACAGAGGCAGGCUAAUAUCAUCAAACACUUUAAAACAACUCAAAGUCAAUGCAACUCAAUGCAACUCCAAAGGCUUUUUUGUGUCUCUUUGUAGGUGCACCAUCAAGCAAGCCUGUUGUGUCCCAGACUCCUAAAGUCUCUGCCAGGUUUGGGGACACAUUGAAGAUCACCUGCUGCUGGACAGGAGAGUUUGAAACAGGAAGAGUCAUAUGGCUAAAAAACACACCAUCAAACAUGGAGAUUUUCACCUCUCAGAACCACUCUCUAGGGUCCCUGCAGAAGGAGAUUAAUAACUGUUCCCUCUUGACCUUUACGAAAAUCAGAAUGAAGGAUUCAGGAAAAUACAUCUGCAAGCUGGCUGUGGAGAAACCAGAAUUGACUGAGGUUGUAGGAAGUGGGACUGUGAUCAACGUUUGUGGUUUCCUUGACUGGACAGGUUUCCACAUGGCUGAGGGUAGGUUACUGAUCAAAAGUGAUAAACACUUAGCACAGCAUCUUCAUAACAAUCAGAAAGUAAAUGUUUGAAUUCAAUACAGGUUUUCAAUUAAAAGGGCAGAGAAAGAAAGGGAUGAAGAGGGUUGAGUUAGCUGAACCCAGAGGAGACUCUGAGUGGGGGUACAUCUGGACAAGCUUCUUCAAUGGUACCUGUGUUAAGAAGACUGGAGAAGAGGACAGAGUAUAGAGAAGAGACAGGGGGUCUGGGAGGGAGGGUCUUUCCAACUGAGACAAUGGGUAAGGGAGGUUUAUAUAGACAUCACAGGUGGUUGCACAGGUGGUCAAAUGAGUGACCUGGGUGUGGUCAUGUUCCUGAAAAAGAAAGCGUAUUCAAAAAUGCCUACCCACUGGGAUGCUACUGUAUACUGUUCAGCAUCAAUGGACUUCCUGGUCUGCCUGACUGUGCUUUGGUCUGAAUACGUCACCAGAUAAUGUUGACAUAUACAGUAUGUAGGAUCCUCAUUGUAUGGUUUGGUUUUGAGCCUUGUUUUUGCAAAAAGAUGUCCACAGAUUUUCUGAAUCUUUUAAAUAUAUUUUGUACUGUAGAUAAUGGAAUUCAUAAAUUCUUUACAGUACUCAGAAAUUGUGAAACUGCUACCCCAUGCGGUCUCUCACAGAGUAGUGAACCUCUUCCUAUCUCACUUCCAGGUGUAAUUUCUUUUAUUACAUAUGUUUUUCUGUAUUUUAUCAUCUGUAAUCCAAAUUUUUAAAAACAUGUUGCUUGCAUCGAAUUUACUUUGUAGGAAUUGAGGUUGUAAAUUUAGGGGGAAUUAGUUUGGUUGACUACCAUUCUUAUAAACUAACACGUUUCUUUUGUUUGUGUCUCUUUAUGGGUGUAUCAGUGGGCGAACAUACCCAGACUCCUGAUGUCUCAGUCAUGGAGGGGGAGACUUUGAGCAUCAGCUGCUGCUGGACAAGCGAUUUCACUGUAUGGAGAGUUCACUGGAUUAGAAAUCUGACAAAUGUCAAGAUUGAAGGUUUCAUCACAACAGACACGGUCCAUGUUUCAUCUGGCUGCUCAUCUUUGACCUUUUCAAACAUCACUAAAAAGGACUCAGGACAAUACAUCUGUGGUAUUCUGACUCAUGAAUCACGUUACUCAAGAAGAUGGUUUACAGGAAAUGGUACUGUGAUCACAGUCAGAGACCGAGAAGGGGCACAUUUCGGUACGUUAUCAUCACCCAACUCACUUUUUUAAAUAUAAGGAAACAACGAAAUUACAAAGAGGGGCUUGUUACAGCUUUGUGUUUAGUCUCCUUCUGCCUCUGCCUCCUCACUCACUCUUUGCUGUUUUCUGUGUGGUUAAAUUCCAGAAUCCUACAGUGAGAUUGGGUGGUUUGAAGUCUUGAGGUGUCUGCCCCUCCUGGCUCUCAUCUUGACUGUUUUCUGCAUCAAUAAGUGGGGGACCAAAGCUCAAAGACACACACCAGGUACAAUACAUCUCAUAGUUUUCUUGAAAAUGUUGAUGUUGCUGUACUGAUAAUACUCUGCCAAAUAAAUUUGGUUUUUACUUACAGUUGCUCCUGGAGGAACAGUCUCUGCAGCCCAAGGAAUAGAGGAAGUGGAAAUAGAGGACCAAGAAAUAUCCCUUCAGAACAUAGAGUAGAAAAUAAGAGCAAAAUUGAUUAUGGAAGUGUAUUAAAGAAAAUGUAUUAAAGCCAGUGUUUGAAUAAGAAUGCAUUUUCAGAAACUUGCAUAUUGUCUUGAAUGCUUAUAGUGCUUUCUGGAUAAGCUAUUGUUAAUCCUUUUUUUUUAAACGUGAGUGAUUUUUUGGGGGGAAUUUACUGUCAGGCUCUAAUCUGACUUUUAUUAACCUUUUUUGAAUGAGCUGAUAUCUUGUUUAAAAGUUAACUACAUUAACUCUGCCUUUUAAAUGUAGAUGUAAUGUUGAUUCGUAACAAAUCAGGAUUUAUGCUUGGAGGAGAGAGGACAGAAGUUAUACUCUUAGCUUUGCUUCUUGUGAUUCUUAUGGCCUCUUUUAUCCCUUUUGCUAUUAGAAUGUUCAAGAAUGGACAAGAAAAGGUUGCUGCAAUUUAACCAUAG